Molecule: messenger RNA, 3848 nt
Organism: Tupaia belangeri chinensis (Chinese tree shrew)
Lineage: Eukaryota; Metazoa; Chordata; Mammalia; Scandentia; Tupaiidae
Gene: NCR3LG1
Product: natural killer cell cytotoxicity receptor 3 ligand 1
Exons: 6
Coding region: 748-1401 (217 amino acids)
Biological process (GO): heterophilic cell-cell adhesion; homophilic cell-cell adhesion
Cellular component (GO): adherens junction
Source: RefSeq, a predicted model, not a curated record
CCGGGACUCCAACCUCAGAGUCAGCCAAUAUGGGAUCCAGCGCCUUAACGUCCAUGCCACCUUUUGGCCCUCUUGAUGAAGUUUUUAAGUUGUAAGUACAAUCAAGAAGAAAUUGAAAAAGAGCCAGAGUUUUGAUGAUGUGCAUCAUCGUUUUCAUGCAAUAUUUUUAUCUCCUGGAGAAUCUACUGGAGAAGCCCGCCUUCACCCUUAACCUUUGGUGCCUCAACUAAACACUUUUCAAAUUCCUUUGUUUUUGUUGAAGUUGAAGGUGUACAUUAAGCAAAAUGCAAAGUUUCCUUUAUCAUUCCUUGUGGGUUCUAUAAUGUGAAGACUGUAAUGACAACCUACUUUGGAGAUGAGAUUCAAAGUAAAUCAGAUCUUCUUGCUUUUUGAAAAAUGUAACAUCAGUAGCUGGAUUCCAAUUUUUCCCUAUGCAGUUUUUAAUUUUCUUUUUGAUUGGAUAGCUAACAAUGAAUUAGUAGCCAUUUCUUAGUGAAUCCAAGAACUGAGCCAAAGUAAGCUGCAAACGGUGAAGACACUCAAUUGAAAAAUCUCAAUGUGUGAUCUCUGGUACUGCUAACCUGUUCAGUGAGACAGAUGCAAAGCUAAGCAAAAAUCAAUGGACUUUUUUUUACUGAAUUUCAAGAUUUAGAUGUUUUCAAACUUCAUGUCCUGUUUACACAUGUCUCCAGUAUUUGCUACGGAGCUUUGUUUUUGUUUGAGUUGACAUCCUUCAGGCUCUCGAGGAUGAUGACUGCCCUGUGCCAGCUUGGUUAUCAGCCAGCCCUUGACAAUGCACUUUUAACCUCAACACUCACCCUUCUGGUUGUCCUGCAAGCCACAGGUUCUCUGGAAGUGGAGAUGGCAGGGAACACUCAGACUGCGUUUCUGAAUGACAAUGUCACCAUUAUCUGCAAGAUCCCUGGUUCCCCACUCCUGGACAUCAAGAUUAUAGGGAUCACCUGGUUUCGCAAGAGUCCAAAAUCUGGAAUGGAAGUUAAGCUGUUUGAGUGUUUUGGAAAACACCGAACGGUAUUCCGGCCUGGAGCCAGCGUGUCUCCAGUGAGGCUGAAGACAGGGGAUGCCUCACUGCAGUUGCCUGAUGUCCAGCUGUGGGAAACAGGAGAGUACCGAUGUGAGGUGGUCGUCACCCCUCAGAAGGCAAAGGGGAGAGUCUGGCUGCACGUUCUGGCUCAUCCAACCAGCGCAUUGUUUCCAGAGAAACCUGUGGUGAAAGGUAAUGAAGACAAUCAUACUGUGGAAUCUGAGAGGACACAUGUCUGGUGGAUUCCUUCUUUAAUCAUUAUUGGACUGAUUAUACUGGUGUCUUCAUGUGUUUGGAAAAGAUGCAGGAGCCACCUGAACAAUGGCAGCAGUUCUUACACAGAAAGGCGGCAGUGAUCCAAACAUUCUCAGAGAAUUGUACGUAACUACAGCAGAAACAGACUGUUUCCAGCUGCUCACCUGGAGGCAGAACUCUGGUAUGAUUGGCAUUCUUUGACUUCGAUGGAUAAAAAUCCAAAGACACAGGAGAAAUUUUGAAAAAUAGUCAAAGACUCUGUCAGAACUAUACCUCGCUGACUCCUUUCUGCAUUAAUCUGAAGUUACUCUUCCUUUCCCCAUCAUCACAGCAUUAUGAGAAAAACCGAAAUUGAUCAAACGGAACAAACAGAAGCAAGGCUGCUCGGUGCCUGAAGCACAGCUUGGGACUGAUGGUCUGGGGGGAGGAGUUGGGGGCACAUUUGUGCUGCAGAGGCUGAUAGCACUUCAGGGAGGAAAAGCACGUGACUUUCCAGGAGAGGAUCAGCCUGUGCCUGAGCUGAAGGAGGCUCUGGGCAGUGCUGUCCUGUGCUCGCACCUGCACACGGUUGCUUCGCCCUGGGAAAGUAAUUCACUGGGCGUUGCAAAUGCACUUUGUACCACCCGUCACAUGCAUUAGCGUCAGUGCCUGGAAGGACCAGGUCAGAGGAGUGGCAGAGAUUCACACAGCUGAUCAGGACCUAGACUGGCAAGUCCAUGCAACCUGUCCUUCCUGUCACUCCAGAGUCGGCCCUUCCCAGAGUGGAAAUAGAAUAGGGUGUAGGGACCACCUGCUUUCCUCUCCAUGAAGAUGUGUAGCUUUCCCAGGGAGGCAGGGGUGAAUGCUUAGAGUCCUGAAAAGAACAGGGGACUGUAAGGCUAGACAGGUAGUUAGAGAGGACCAGUGGCUGGCAUGGUGGUUAAGGCACUGGACACUCCCACAUGCUGACUAUGGUUCAAGUCCCAGACCUGAUGCCUUGCUUUCUCACUUUCCCUUUGUGUGUGUGUGUCUCUCUCUUGUUAAGUUAAAAAGGAAUGAAUGAAUAAUUUAAAUUAAAUUAAAUUAAAUAAUUCCUUUAAAGAAAGAAGGCAGUCAGAGCUUGAAGUCCAAGGCUGAGAACCUUGACCCAGAAGAUGAUGGGGAAACCACUGGAGUUAUUUCUCCCAGGAGGGAAUGCCCCGGCCCUUGUAAGACCACUCUGGUGGGUGCGUGGCAAGGGAACUGCAGAGGAUGAGAGGCUGUUGGGGAUGUAGACAGCACUGCAACACGACUCACUUCUCACCCAGUUCUGACUUUCGUCCCACUGUGACUCCUCUCUAGCUGCUUUGAAGCUAGAAUAGAGCUCUGGUUCUUCGGACCUGCCCCAGGCUGACUCUGAUACGCAGAAUAUGUGUCUUCUUCCCCCAUGUCUUCUGCACAUCAUGCUAUUACAGAGUAUCUGACGCUUGGGCCUGGGGAGACCUCAGAGGCUCUGGGCGCCCACAGGCCUGUGAGCAGCCAGACCUACGCAAGUUCCCCAGAAAAGUUCUCCCCAGGAAAGGAUGCAAGUGGGUAGCUCAAGUGAAAGACAGAGCUGGAAGGUUGCCACCUGUGGAAAGAGAGUCCUGCAAAAAUUGAUUCUCUCUAGCAGAAAGGCCAGAUCUAUACCUUAUUGGGUCUCAUGUAGACCUCGGAGUGUGAAUGGCUGGUUUGGGGAGGUUUUUGCAGACUAGCAAAGAGUGUCACAACAGGAAGAGGACAGCAUGGCUUCCUCCGGUUGUGGAGCUCAGGCCAGAGGCCCAGGACACCUGUCACACCAUUCAUGUGACUUCGGAUGCAGAUGUACCCCCAUCUGAUUGACUGUGGGAGAAUAACCUGGAUGACAACGACCUGACACGGAGAGGAUGGAGGAUUCCAUCUAGAAGGUGGUGAGCUCACUAUGCACAGGGGUCAGAGAAGCUGCCAGUGAGGUCCUUCUGGCCCUGCCACGUUUGAGACAUCAUCUAGACUGUUACACCACAGCCGAGCAUGCUGUCAGCCUUGAAUCUGGGACCUCGGGAUCCUCUUUUGUUCUUAGACUGCAAACAACUGUCUCUCUGCAGUGUAUUGGCAGUUAAGUAAGGUGUAUUCCUGCUAAAAACUGGAGCUCAGAUUUCUGGAACUGGCAGGGGAAAGAGAACUUUGGCACUAGACAGACUUAGGUCCAGAUCUUGGGCCUGCCACCCACUAGCUGUGAGAUCUUAGCAAAUUACCUCCUGCCUAUAUACUCAGUGUUUAUGUCCACCUGUGAUGUUCUUAUUAAAUCCUAAUGCCAAAGGUGAUAGUAUUAGGAGGUGGGAUUCUUGGGAGGUGAUUAGGUCAUGCAAGUGGAUUCUCAUAAAUGGGAUUCAUGCCCUUUCUAUAAAAGGUCCCAGAAAGAUCCCUUACAGCUUUUCCCAUGUGCACUUCUUGCCACGUGAGGUUCCAGUGGCCAGACCGAACCAGAAAGAAGGCCCUUUCUGGAAUCUGCUGGUAACUGAUCUUGAACUUCCCAAUCUCCAGAACUAUGAGAAUAAAUUUCUGUUUACAA